UUAAAAGCAACUCGAUGAGCUGCUCUUCUUGACCGGACAUUGUGCUGUAGGGGGUGCAGUAGCAGCCAACGCAGCUAUAAUUACCCAGGCUGGUAGGGUCAGCCAAGGGCUGCCAUUGCUGUACUUUGAUGACUAAGCAACUAGAAGGUUGGCCACUUGGCAAUGGCAUUGGCACGCCGGCCACUGGCCACGACUUGGCCACGACUAAUUACUUUACUGCAUUCGCAAUGUCGGGUCAGCUUCGGUUCUUAAAUGGUAGACUCAAAGCCCGAGUGUGGCACCUUUGUGGCACCAUCUUGAUGUCCGCUUGCUCAUUGGACGUCUUGCACAAGUUUGCUAGAUUCUUUGCGCAGUUGUUCAGGUCUUCACAUCGCCGAGCAUGCUAUAUAUUGCGGAUUUUCUAUUCCCUGCUCCGCAGGCUAGGAAGCGUCCGUGUUCGCUUUCACCAUUGCACAUACUCUGCAAGAAAACUACACGAAGAGUUGCGCCCUGCAAUAUGCGCGAGCGGCUUGCCUACAAUCCACACACCUGUGACAGAUGACGACCGACCUGAUGACCGACCACUUCGUACGCUCGCAAUACCAGUGGAAGUUGCAUCUCCGCAACAUCCAUUGCACCUCGCGCCACCUUCCAGAUACAGCUUCCACGCCGGAACUGUAGAUGAUGAUCAAGGGCCAAAUGCUAUCGUUGGCAGUGGACAGUCUCAAAUCGACCUAGAAAACACAUCAGCUCAAGAGCCGCAAUCUUUCUUCGCGGAACAGGAUUCCACGCCACGCAAGCACAUCAACCUAGUAUCAAUCAUACCGACCGACGUCAAACGUUAUGACAGGAACAUCAAAAUGAAAUGGGCUGAACCGAAACCCAUCGUCAUCGACCCCAAAGACAACAAGUAUGUGGAGCAGGUGCAACAUGGAUGGCACGAUUUCGUACACCCGGAAGGUCCUAGGGUUUAUUAUCACCCCGAGAGAAGAAUUCUCACGGAUGCGGACAUGCGCCUGGGAAAGAUCGAUUCCAAGAUGCUCUUGGCCAUGGCUGACGCCCUCAAGGCUCAUGCAAAGAGUCAGCCAGAAGUAUGGGCCAGGAUUGAUGAUGAAACAGAAUUGGUGCUCGAGCUUGAGCUUGAGACCGGAUCACGUAACAGGAUAAAUUCUUGUGGUUACUAUUUCGUCCACCACGCGAAGAGGAUGAUAUUUUGGGCACAUAAGUAUACUUGCGAACCAGGUGGCGAGGUUCUGUUCAACGUCAAGGGAGCUAAGAAACACAGUCAUAUAAAAUAUUCGUUAGAGGCACAAUAUUGGUACCACUGCGAGCUUUAUCCUCACAACCGAUACCUUUCGAAACAAAUCUUUGAAGAGCUGAAAGAAAUCAUUAUCCAUGCGAACGCAGAGACCAUCACCACGGAUACUUCACUGGCCCCAUUUGAUGGCAAUGAGCUGGCGAAGAUGCUGGAUUUAAUGGACCGUGUUGAGGGCAGCAUCGAUAAAACGCAUGCUCAUUCUGUAUGUGUCGUAGCCCGGUUCAUGAGAUUAUUCACCAAAGUUAAAUACAUGAACUUCUGCGGGCAACCUGGCGGACGGGUUGACGCCGACAGAUCCAUCUACUACAAGGAGGGCCACGAGCGCGAAACAUUGAUUUUCAGGGUCUCCAACCUAAUCUUCUGGUACGCGCCACGCAAACACUAUAAACGUAUACGGAGAGUAUGGGUCGACGAGAUUAUCAAUGCCCCACGCUGGAAAGACUUUAUCACCCAACUAGAUAACGAGUGGACGGGGUUCACGCUCUAUUCCACCGUCAUGCUGGCUGUCGAUGUUAGUUUCCUAGCAGUGCCUGGCGUCAUCGAUAUCAAUUCCUACGAGUCCUCGCAAACUUCGUCCAACAUCGCGGUAUACAUGUCGGCUCUUUGCUCUGUGGGUUCGCUUGUAGUUUCUCUCCUGCUGGUCGCCCAAAGCCAAGACUAUCAGCGUCAGACUGCUGAAGGCGGGGCAAUGUACAUGUCUCUAAUGACCAGUGCAAUCCCCGGAGUUGAAAACUUGGCAUUGAUGCAUAGCUUGCCGUUUGCACUUCUUAUAUGGGCAAUGGUAUUCUUCGGCCUGGCAUUGUCUCUCUUCAUUUUCGAUACCAGUGACGUCGUCACGCUCGCGACGAUGGUCCCUGGAUGGACAAUAGUCACGAUAUUCACGUUGUGGCCUAUGAUGACCACUUCUAUUGGAUGGUCACUGGAUUUUGUGAGAUCCUUGGCCUAUCAAGCAAAGGAGGUUAUCCAAUAUCUGCGCGACUCCCGACACUCAGAAGAGGACAGAGCGCUCAGGACUAGAGAUCGAGUCGCAUAACGAUGUACUUGGGGAGUGCGCCACUACUACUAAGUAGUAUAUCGAUGUACACGGGUGUAUUUCUAUGUCUAUGAUUCUAGUGUAGACUCAGGCCAGAGGGUGUACCAGUGAGCAUUCAGUGGUGAGUAGAGGGCAUACAUU
Molecule: messenger RNA, 2471 nt
Organism: Suillus paluster
Lineage: Eukaryota; Fungi; Basidiomycota; Agaricomycetes; Boletales; Suillaceae
Exons: 13
Coding region: 129-2330 (733 amino acids)
Source: RefSeq, a predicted model, not a curated record